AUGGGGCUUCUAACAGACCCGAGUUCAACAAAAGAUAUCGGCGCUAAAAUCAAUAAAUUCGGAAGUAAGCUCUCAACUCUCGGCUUUUUAUGCGGCAUUGGUUGGCUGGCCAUGCAGAGCUCAGCUCAAUUCAACGCUAGAACUUAUAUUGAUGAGAAUGCGUUACAGCCGCGCAUGGCUUCGCCAAAGUAUUCGCAGACGGUGAAGGGUUUGGCGGGAGUGAUGAAUAGGAGGAUGGAAGACUGUGUGACUGCUGAUUGUAGGAAGAAUUUGAUUAAAAAGGCUGCUACUACUUUAAGGCUGAAAUAUGAAGAACAAUCCUGGAGUUACUCGGAUCUUUCCUCUUCAAACAUCAUCGUUCGAGUUUGCCCAAUCGGCAGUUCAGCCGCUGAAAGUAUCAUCAUCAACGUCCCAAUCGCCAGCUGGGACGAGAAAGUAACCAAUUCAGCGUUCGGCACCGGGAUGGCGCUAAUGUCGAUGAUUUCCGACCAAACCCACUGGGGCAAGGAUAUCUUCUUUAUCUUUUCCACCCAUGGGCGUCGGGGCAUUCAGUGCUGGCUGGAGAACAAUUUCGAGAAUAAAAACAAAGAAUGCGAGGGUCCAGAGUUGGAGUUGUCCGCUGCUUCGCCUCAAACGGGCGUUGUUUUGAAGGGAGACGCGCCGACUUUUUCCUUCGUCAAUGUGGAAAUGGAAGGCGAUAACGGCCAAAUGACCAAUCAGGACAUCGUCGGUGUCAUCAAGUACUUGUACACCACGGCAAGCAGGAAUAUCAGAUGGUUUCAGCAGUUUACGACGCUGAGAUAUCCCAAUCGAUUUGCACCGCUAGAACCUGCGGAAAUUCAACGCGUAACUGGUGUCAAGCGGAAAACGCUAGUGCUGGAUCUUGACGAGACACUCAUCCACUCGCAGCACGAUGGCCUUGGCCGUGGAGGUCCAGCUAGAUCAACAAAAACAUCAGACUUCAUUUUGAACGUUGUGAUUGACUCACAUCCCGUUUCGUUUUAUGUUUACAAGCGUCCACAUGUCGACUAUUUUCUUCAAACUGUCUCUCAAUGGUAUGACCUGGUUGUCUUCACCGCAUCUAUGGAAGUUUAUGGAUCAGCUGUUUGCGACAAGCUUGAUCCGCACAAAACGAUACUCAGACGGCGAUAUUAUCGACAAGAUUGCCGGAUGGAGUAUCAUUCCUACACAAAGGAUCUGGCUACAGUAAAUAGCGAUCUAUCUUCCGUCUUCAUCCUUGACAAUAGUCCCGGCGCAUAUCGCCACUAUGUCGAAAAUGCCGUCCCCAUCAAAUCGUGGUUCUCCGAUCCGCACGAUACAUGUUUACUUAAUUUAUUGCCCAUGUUAGAUGCACUGAGUUCAGAUCAAUGCGAAAUGACUAAUGACAGUGGCGAUAUUUUUGUCGGGAUCGUCACUGCCCUCGAUGCCGAUUUUGGAUUCAUUGAUGGCACCAUUUUCUUCACCAAGUCAGUCUGUGAGAAUCAAAUACUGCCCACGCUAAACGCUUCCGUUCGUUAUACUGCUAAAAGCCGUCACGAUAUGCCAAUGAAAAAAAUUGCCACCUGCGUCAUCGCCUCCAACAAUCUUCAAGUGUCCAACACUGAUUCUUCUAGCAACAGUCCCUCCCCACCGCUCAAGCUGCUCCAAGCGCCCCCGAACAGUUCCAACACGACAAAUUCCAAUUCUAAAAAACCGAUUCUCAAGCGCGAAUUCGAAGAGCCAGGCUUCCCUUCUGAGCCUCAGAAUUGCGCUAGAACUUCGCGAAAUAGCUCCUCCCGUGAUGAGUACAGUGGCAACGCUCGCGUGGAUAGAUUUAGAGAACCGCGAGAGUUGCCACAGUGGGGUCACUCACGAGAGGAAACGUUCGACCAGCAGGAAAAUAGAGGCAGAAGUAGCACUAACGGGCGGGUGAAAAUCGAGCGCAUCACUGACCAAGAGUGGCAAGACCGAUCUUCUUUCAUCCCUUUCGACCCAACCGCUAGGGUCAAAACAGAACCAGGAGAAGAGCCUCAACUUUCAGGAGCUCCUGUGAGAGUCAAACUCGAGCGAAUCGACGAUGAGAUAGGAGUAGAUCGAGGAACAGAGAUCGGGACACUAGAACUGGAAGUUCCCGAAGGAAUGGGCUCCGUUUUAUUUAUUUUAAAGAUUGAAAGUGCCAACAAGAGCCCUUCUCCAAGACCUGAAAACAGAGAAAGGAAUCGCGAAAACUACGAGAAAAAACUCCUCCAUGGAAGUGUUCCCAAACCGCCUCCUGCACCUGUUGCGAAUAAAAAAGUUAUCUCCGCACCAACGGACAACUAUUCUCCCUUGCUGAAUUUCACUGAAAAGCGCGAGAGCUUGCCGUCACUUGAGCCUGUCCGCGAAGAGUUUCAAGCUCUUUCACAAAGACACACUGCCCAAUCUGAUUCAACCUGGCAAGCUCCGAAGGUUUUGCGACGAAAAAGAGCGGCCAUCCUCUCCGGAACUCCUGAAAACGAGCAAGAUGAAUUCUCAGAUGUCGAUUCCGAUGAUGACAACGGUACUAAUUUACUCAUAUGCGAAGAUGACCUAGAAACAAACGAGGAAAAUGGAAAUGAAGAGACUGAAGCUGCUACAGAAGAAGAAACUGCCACUGAAAGCCAAACGGUCGACGGAGAUACCCUCAACGAUGCGCUAGAAGAAGCUGCCGAUGGCCAAGAAGACACGAUAGGCUAUCAAGUUAUCAAAGAGUUCAGAAAGGACUUGGAAAAAGCCGGCGUCUUCGGCAAGUCAGAAAAGAAGAAGAGAAAGUCGCUGCUCCAAGGAGACACGAAGAAAAUCCUCAACAAAGCUGGCGAACUGAUCAAGUACAUCAGAACAAUCAAGAAUCACCCGGACCGCAUGUGUGCCGAGCUCUGGUACAAUGAGCCCAAAAUGGCCAACGACGGCCCUUUGUGCAAAUGCGAAAUGGACCAGCAACACGGAAUCAACCACGGCGUCUAUCCACAAGAAAUCCAGCCUCCCGCUCUCCCUGCCAAAAGCAACAACCUCGAUAAGCUGUUCCACUAUAGAAUCACUGUCAGUCCUCUCAAGAAUUUUGCCUUCAAGGAUCAUAUCACUACUAAAAUCAGCUACAACAACAAGACAUUCCGAUUUGCCGGGUAUUCAAUUUUCUCCCAUCGGGACUUGUCAAAAGUGCCAACAAUACCAGUCACCAGAUACCACAAUGAGCACGCUAUCACCCUGCUUCCCGAACCUGCCCCCACCUCAUUUUGCCUUGCCGACCUGGAACUAUUCUCGGACUUUUUCUUCAAAGACACACUAGAACUCUACGAUUGGAUUGAAGGCCUCACUCCCUCGAACGACCCUAGUGUCAAAAUCGAGCCGGGAUCAUCUUUUAGCCAAAAAUUUUUCUAUUUCCUGCCCCGAUUCGAAUCACGCGGACUUGACAAUCAGUUGGAAUUGCUGGGAAUGGACCAGAUUAUGCAGUAUUUUAUCGACAGUAACAAGCCGCUGAUUGAGCCAAAUGACCUCGUUAGAUUCCACCCUGUCAAAACCUUCCGAGGUCAGCUUGUCACGAACCCUGGCAAGAAGCCUUCUACUAUUCGCCUUGACCAACUCGACCGGGAGAAAACCAUGACCGGGGCUGCGAACAAAGAACACCGUUGGCCCAUAAUUGUGCACUUUGGCGUGCGUCCGGCGAACUUGAGCUACGCUGGCGACCCUGUUUAUCAGAAAGUGUACAGGACCUAUCAGAAAUACCGACAUUUAAUUACGAACAAGCCGCGUAUUCAAGAACAGCAUUGGUCAAAAAUCCGUGAUUUGGAAGUUCUUCUUCAGAAGAUGCGCCGAAUGGCCGACAUGCAGCGCGAAGUUACAAACGAAAUCUCCUGCGAAAACUUUCGACUUACCGUUUUUAUCCCAAUUUUCCGAUACAUCCACUCAUUGGACUCGCUUCAAACAAUCCUUGGUUAUCGAUUCAAGAAUCUCUCCUGGCUCACGCGAGCGAUGACCCAUCCAUCAGCAGUUUACAAUUACGGCGAAAACCCGGAUCACGUGCGUAACUCCACGACAAACUGCGGCAUCAGGAAACCGCAAUACGGCGAGGAUGGACCAUCUCGUCCGUACGAGCGGAAAAGGGGCAUUGUUACGUUGAUAAAAGUCAUGGCAUUGCUCGGAACUAGCGAGCCGAAGGAAAGUCCAAUUAACUAUUUGGAGCGACCGGAGUUCCUCGGCGAUGCUGUGUUAGGAUUCAUCGUUUCCGUCUCCAUCUUUCAUCUGUUUCCGCAUCUCGGGGAAGGAGCGCUUUCAAUGCUGAGAUGUGCCCUUGUUUGUAAUGUUCAUCUCGCGGCUCUAGCGCAAAAAUUGACGCUAGAAGAUUACUUCGUCUACAUCCACUCCCAGGAUCUUGCCAAACGAGAGGAUCUAAACAACGCCCUCGCCAACUGCUUCGAAGCUGUCCUCGGUGCUAUUUACAUGGACGGCGGACUCGAGCCCGUUCGCCACCUCCUCGCCCGUGUUUUAUUCGACGACGAAAGUCUCCAACGAAUCUGGCUCAAUUUCCCAGCUCAUCCUCUUCAGCAAGAAUUCCCGGACGGCGACCGAGCCAAGAUUGAAUCUUCAAAAGUGCUCAAGCGCUGCGCAGAAUUGGAGAAUCUCCUCGGCCUCAAGUUCAAGAACAUUCGCCUCCUCGCCAAAGCACUCACCCUCAAGAACGUCAAAUAUAAUGACAUCACAAAGGGUCACAAUCAGCGGCUUGAGUUUUUAGAUCAAGGAAUAAUUGCCGUGGACGUUUUCAUGAAAGUCUGCUUCUAUCCCCGAUUGAAGCACUUUAUUAUGAGCCAAGUUUGGAACGAUCCUAAAUCCUGUCUUCAACAGUGUUGCCUCACAUUGCGCCCUGAGGAAGGAUCUCCCGACUUGCCAGAAUACAGACACAAUUCUAGCUCUACAAGCUCGUCAAAGAUGCGUUACAGAGUGGAAGUCUACUUCAGAGGCGAGAGAAUCGGAGAAGAGGAAUCAGAAGAAUGUUGCCGAUCACUUGACGAGUGGCUCAAAGAAAUGCCUCUGAAGAAUUUUUAUUGUCUUGGCUCCAAGAAUCACCGAUCCAAGCGCAGUCAAAGUCCGCUUCCUAAUUAUGAGCAGCAAUUGGUGCCUCUGGAGAGUCUUCUUCCAGAAGAAAUUAAAGGCAGCACAACUGUUAGGCUUGUGAAGGACUCAGAUGAGCCACUGGGGUUGACAAUCGCUGGCGGGCUCGAUAAGCUGUCGAUGGCGCGAGUGGAGCACUUGCGCGCUGGCGGGUUGGCCUCGCGCUGCGACUUGCUCCAAGUCGGCGACAUCAUCUCUUCGGUGAAUGGGAUCAAUACAAGCCGACUGAAGCAUGACGACAUUAUUAACUUGUUGAAAAACGUGGGCAACGUACUCAACCUGGGCAUCGACUAUGAGCUGCCUCCUACAUUUCCACCUUCGCCCCAUCAAGUCCAAAAGAUUGUCACUGUCAAUUUGCCACGCGACGACGUCCCAGGCUCUGGCCGUGGCAUCGUUCUAAGAGGCGGCGUGAAUAAAGAAGAUCCGAUGAAGACCCGCCCUCUUGUUGUCUCGUUCAUUCGCCCUGGGUCCCUUUGCGAUGCGAAUACUCCAAUCAAAGUGGGCGACAGAAUGGUCGCUGCGGGCAACAACCGGCUGGACAGUUGCACCCUCGACGAGGCCCUCGCCAUUAUCGAUCGCGAGGAGGUUUUCACCGUCCAGUACUCGGCUCAAAUAGUCGAUCAAGUUCAAAACGCCAAGGGGCCGCUGUCUAUUGAAGUAGCAAAGCCGCCCGGAUCCAAUUUGGGAGUCAAUUUGAGCGUAACUGUGAUUAACCACAGACACGUAAUCGUCAUUUCUGAAAUCGUGGCGGCCAGUAUUGCCGAUCGCUGCGGAGCAUUACAUGUUGGUGAUCAGGUGAUUCGAAUUGAUGGUCAUCACGUUGAACAACUCACGCUUGAUGAUGCGACAAGGUUGCUCUCGUCCCCUAGCGAUCAAAUCAAAUUGGAAAUUCUGCCAGUUAGUCACGUUCGACUAUCUAUUGAAGGUCCUAAAAGUAUCGGAUAUCCUGGCAGGUACACACCAUCGAUAGGCCCUGGUACUAGCUACAGUCAUCUGAACACUGGCACCUUCUCGCGCUCCGGAACGAUGCUGAGCUCGAAAUCAAACACCUUCUCAAGAAUGCGCGGGCGCAAGUUGAAAUCCGGCCUCUCGCAAAUGUCCGUGGCGUCAUUCGACCCCUACGCGCAGCCAAAUCAAGUGAACCACCAGGAAACAUUCUGCCGUACGCUCGAGUGCGAGCCCCGGACAAGCUUUGGAAUCAACAUUUCUGCCGGUGUUUUCGCCACUUGCGACUUCAUGGGUGGGCCCAAGCUGAUUGAGUCGAUUGACGAAGGUAGCGCGGCAGAUGAGGCGGCAGUGUUCCAGGCCGGAGACAGGAUUUUACGACUGAACGAUGUCCCUCUCGAGGAAAUGGGCCCAGACGAGGCAAAUCAGAUGCUCAUGGACUCCGCUGAUCGAGGACGGGUCAAGAUCGAGGUCGAAUUUGACAUUGCCGACGCUGUUGUACCGACAUCGGGCGAGUUCACGCUCAAGUUGCACAGGAAGUCACAUCAAAGUCUUGGAAUUGAAGUUUCUGCGCCGCGAAAUAGAAUAUUUGGCGAGCCUCUUGCGAUUUCGAAUAUUAUUCCUGGAUCUGUGGCUCAUCGGACAGGCAGUUUGGCUGCGGGAGAUAAGCUUUUAGCGAUCAACAAUCAUAAACUCGAUCAUUGUACGAUAUCAGAUGCAAUUCAGCUCUUGAAAAACACAGGAGAACUGGUCAGAUUAAAAAUACGAAAAGAGGAUGAAGAAGAAACAGGAUUAUGUUUUACUGUUGAGCUCAAGGGUAACGGCGGCCCGCUAGGUAUUACGAUAACGGGCUCGGACGAUCCAUUUGACCCGAUUUAUGUUUCCAACCUGACUCCUGGCGGCAUUGCCGAAAGAACACGAGCUAUUCAAAAGGGUGACAAAAUUUUAUCUAUCAACGGAACUUCUUGUAAAACGAAAACGCUUCAACAAUGCAUCGAGCUUAUGAGAUCAAGUGAUGUACUAAAAUUAAAGAUAGAAAAAGAUGAGAUGAAGCCAUCAAGUUCAAAUCAACCUCUUUCCACAGGAGCGCUGUUCGACGAGAGAAUAGCAGAGGAAGCAUCUGAUAAUGAGCAAACGCGCUUCCAGAGAUACCAUACUCCGAAUAACAAGUCCCACGACUCGGCCGUGGAGAGUUGGGAGUCAGGCAAUUCGGAACUCAGUCAGAACUCGUCAUCGAAUCAUGGCAAAGCUAGGCAGCCUAACAGCCGCAAUCCUAACUUUUCAAGUCACACACUGGGCAACCCUCGGCAUCGUGCAUCAGAGCGAAGGUCGAAUGAAUUCGGCUCCCUGGCGCGGCUGCCGGGUCGGGACCGCGCGCUCUCGGACAGGCACAUCCCGCAGGCAAGUCUACAAAAUCUCACCAUGGGCCUCGGCCUCUCACAUUCCGCCUCACUCAACCUACUAACCAAGUCUUCACUCACAAACGUUAAUAACAGUGUUCCACUAGAAUUCUCCAUCCUCAAGAGAAACUUCGAAUCGAUGGACAACAUUUCAGCGAGGAGAUUGCCGCGCUCUAGGUCACAGGAUAGCCGCAGAAUGAGAGCUAGUAGCAGAUUUGGAAGUAGAGAUGGCAGCCGUGAUCGAGCAUUAGGUCGCGAGCGCCGUAAUGAAAUUCGAAAUAUUGACUUGGAAGAGAAAGAGACAAGGAGUAAAAUGAGCCGCGCGCGAUCCGCCCAUAGAGUCAGAGAUGUCAAACAUCGUCAACCGCAUCUUUAUCAAGAAGAAGACCGAAGUAGCGACGAGAGCAAUUGGGAAGGCAACACGAAUUCGAAGCAAUUUCCCGAGCGCGCACCAAGUGAAACUAGUGAAUUUUUAGAUGAUGUCAUCAGGGACUUACGCUCUGUAGCAACCGCUGGAUAUAAAGAAAACCUCCGUGCGAUCGUCUUCAAGGAUCUUGAACUUGGAACUUUUGGUUUCUCAGUUUCUGAUGGCGUAGACGAACAAGGUGUUUUUGUUAACUCGAUCAAGCCGGACGGUCCUGCCGCGCGCGCUGGAGUCCUGCCAUUUGAUCGCAUACUUCAAAUCAACAACAUAAGGUGUAACGAGAUGCAGAGCCAGGCCGUGCUCGCCGCGAUCCAACAAUCAGGAAAUCGCCUGCGUCUUCAGCUGAGUCGGAAUCCUGCCUCUGGCGCCGCCAUGGCUCAUCAAACCUAG
Oikopleura dioica is the source of this 8262-nucleotide messenger RNA. The record is from the annotation of a GenBank genome assembly. NCBI's taxonomy places the organism in Eukaryota, Metazoa, Chordata, Appendicularia, Copelata, Oikopleuridae.